UGGAGAACAACGGCUAUUUUUGUUCGGGUGGUUAAGUCCACUGUCAAGCUAGCAGCCCAGGAGCUAGCUGUUAGCUGUAGCUACUUACAAAGAUAAUCUGCCAAACAUACUUGCUGUUUGUUUUUAUUUAUUUUUACACGUUCCGCAAUCUAAAGAUCUAGAUAAUUUAAUUUGUAUUCUCCGUUUGUUUCGCUGGAAUAAGAUGGUCGUUUUGACGAAUAACAACGAAGAACAGGAUUAUAUCCUGAUAGAGGAGCGUAAAUGCACUUCCCUGCCUAACUCUCCCGCCAAGCGAGUGUCUCCCGCCAAAAAGAAGCAAUUCUAUAUCAACCAAGCCAUUCGCAACUCUGACCUCACUCCUCGAGCCAAAGGCAAGAAGAGCCUCCGUCGACAGGAGAACACACUCUACCUUGCUAAUCUACUGGAGCGGGAUGAGUGCUCCAAAGAUGAUCUGGAAGUUUGCAGUAACCCGGCCAUCCCGUCCAUCUUCACUGAAGCCUGCACCAAUGGAAACUACAUAGAACCGUGGAAUGACUUCAUGAAUUGCUCCGGUGAGGAGCAGGAGAGGCUGUUGUCUCUACUGGAGGAGGAGGGGGCCAAGAAGAAAAACAAAGACCAGAGGAAUGUAAAUCUUGCCUUCACAUCUCAGGACUGCUUCCAGAGAAUCGACCGCAGGCUGCGAGCAACUCUGAGACGGAAAAAAAUCCCCAUGGGAACUCUGGAAGUACUUGAGAAAAACCUUCUGAGCUUCUUCAGAGCUGAACCUCAGUCAGUUUACACAACCAACCUCGCCAGCAGCUUUGAGAGACUGCUGCUUCACGCCGUAUGCCAGUAUAUGGACCUCGUCUCUGCAAGCACCAACAACCAAGGGUCACGUCAGACUGAGGUGGUCAACAAACAAGAAGAGUUUCUGCCUCCUAGACUUCUGCUGUCAGCCCACCUGGAGCAGAUGAGCUGAGAUUGGGACCACUGUUUCCUCCACAUGGCCUUGCUGCAGGCAGGAGCUCAGAGAGAUGUAGAUAAGCUGCCCAUGUUCUGUCUUGUGUGAAGUUCUCCAAGCUCAGAAAACAAAACUGAAAAAUGCUUCCCUUUUCUCUGGUUGGUCGCUGGUUUCUGUAGUAAGUUUUCCAUUAGUUUCAUCCAUAAACAAAUCAAGUCUUUGUGUGUUAAUAGGGGUAUACAUGCUAAAUUUUAGCAUGCUGCUGUUAGCAUUCAGCUCACAGCUAAGCCAAAGUACAUGAGGUUGACUGAGGGUAACAAAGUACAACUUGCCUUGCAGAGAAUAACCCUUUUCAUUUAGGGGACAUGACCUCUCUUGCACCAUCCUCUGGCCCCAAUUGACACUUUCUGCCCCACUGGUAAAGAUUGUUGUAUAUAAAAAGAAGUACAGCAUCAUGGAGCUUUUUCCCACUCAUCGUUGGGAUUAAAAUGAAUUCCAUUCCCCAAGUUUUGGAAAGAGCAUGUGGUAAUAUCAGGGUCUGAGUUAUGAUGUGGAAUUCACAAUAACAAAUUCACUAUACAAGCACAUUAACCAUACCUUUUUUUUUUUUUAACGGACAACAGUUGUGAUAAGAACGAUAGCAUUAUGCCAAAGUUGAUGUUUGAGCUGUAAAUCCUUAAAACAGCGGGUUAAUGAACCGUUGAUCUAUAAUGUCCCUUUUCAUAGUGCAAAUGCUAGAAUUUCACGAAUUAACAGCUAUAACAAAUAAUUCAUAACAAUAAAUAUUUACAAUAUUAACCUUUAAAUAAUGGAAGAUUUACUAUGAACUCUGUAUUGCUAAUGAUGAAUGACAGUUUGUAAAAAGGUGCUAAGACUUAGGAAAUGCUGUAGUACAUCAGGAAAUGCACCACUGCCUGAAGGUUUAGCCUGUAGGAUUUGUGUAAGUAGUAAGAAGCAUGAAAAGUAAUAGUCUCUACAUUAUAUGCACAAACACAAGCAGAUGUCUUUCGUUCGAGGGUGUGAUUCUGAUAUGCAUGGGACGUAAAGUAAUUCAUUGGUAAUUAUCUCUGUAUCUAUCUGUAUUAUGUAUGAGAAGAACUCCCUCUUUAGGCACAAUUUCAUCAGGAUCUAUUUUUGUUUUCUUUGUAUCUUUCUCUGCUGUCUUUGUCUAGCCUUGUCACCUUGUCUACACCGGCCGUGUUUCAGCUGCAUUUUUUUCAUCAUCUGAGGGACAUGCUUGUAUUUUAACCAAUCAAGCUGUCACUUUUUUUAACGAAGAGUAACUACUGCAUAACAACUGCGACUUGAUUUUAAGUUCACGUCUGUUUGUUUCUACUUACAACCUAAAGUGCAUGAUUGUAUGGCAGCACUUAGCUAAUCCAGUGGAGAUACUUAACACCACUUCAGCUGCUGAUGUGUUGCCUUCACUGCACGCUGGUGUAGACAAAGUGUAAAUGUUACUUCAGUCAUGGUCAAUAAUCAAAGACAAGAUAAUUGUAAAACUGCUAGUAACCCUGUACUUUUAGAUUUAUUAAUGGAUUUCUUGCAGCACACAGUGCUGACUCAGUUUACACUUAGCACACAGCUCGUUUAAAGCCUUUUUUUACACUAGCAAAAUGGUUUAAAGAUACAAUGUAUGUACAUGUGUUACAUUGCUAACAUUUUAGGUGUUUUGAUGGUAAAAACCUGCUGAGUUUCAUCUCAAUAUUAACAUUUACAACCCCAGAAAAGCACUUCUGCCUUAUGAAUACAAGUUUUUUUCUGUACAUAUAUUUCUAUGUGUGUACGUGACUUGAUUUUGGAAACAUUAUAUUUAAAAAAUAUAUAUAUCACAUCAAUUUCUUUUCAUACUAUCAUUGGCAGUGUAACGAAACUUGACUUGGUGGUGCAUUUUGUCAACAACCAAAGUUGUGCAUUUGUGGAAAUCCAAUUUCUCAGGCUUAAACUUCUCACUUUGAAUGUCAUGUAGGGAUAUCACAUGGUGUCAUUUUUUGUGUACUGUAUAUGUUCUUCAAGAUGAACUUGUUUUCAUCAUGUUCACCCCAGCACCUUGGGGUGCUGCCAACUUUUUAAAGAUGUGUAGGAGUAGUUUUACUGUUAUUCAUGAACUCAGAUCGUUGACAUGUGCCAACAUUGGAUUGAAAAAGCCUAUAAUAGUGUGAAUAGCUUUAUACACUAGACUCAAACAUCUUUGUGUAUAUAAUAUGUGUGUGUUACAGUACCUAUUUAUAAUUAUUACUGCAACUAUUAAAAAAAAAAUGAAAAUA
Micropterus salmoides (largemouth bass) is the source of this 3207-nucleotide messenger RNA. It is a transcript of the gene r3hdm4, whose product is annotated as R3H domain containing 4. NCBI's taxonomy places the organism in Eukaryota, Metazoa, Chordata, Actinopteri, Centrarchiformes, Centrarchidae. The transcript has 8 exons. Gene Ontology annotation, molecular function: nucleic acid binding. The record is from RefSeq and is a predicted model, not a curated record. Bases 203 to 958 code for a protein of 251 amino acids.